Messenger RNA from Schistosoma spindalis, 2955 nucleotides. The record is from the annotation of a GenBank genome assembly. Lineage: Eukaryota; Metazoa; Platyhelminthes; Trematoda; Strigeidida; Schistosomatidae.
CGGAAUUCAUAAAAUUCCGUUCUCAGAAUAUUUGUUUAAAAUAGGCAAAACUUAAUCAUCACCAUAAUAACGUUUUGACGAGAAUCUGAAACUCAUGAGCAAAGCUAAUCGCUCUAAAGGUGUCAAAAUCAAAAGCGAUGUUUCCAGUGAUAAAUUACAAUUAGAUCUUGAUUCUCUGACAAAUGAGCAGGCUAAUGUAUCAAACAGACCCCGCAUAAUAUAUGACAGCUCAAUUGAAAAACUUAGAAUUACUGAAGAACGCAUACAAGAAAGGCUGAAACAAUUUGAAACUAGACAUUUAUCUCAAGAUCUUUCUGAUGGAUUAAAUUCAAUGCAAAAAUCAAAACAUGUCAUGGUUAGAAAAACUAUCCCAGAGAAAGAUAUACCUAAACCUAUGCGCAAUGUUGCAGUUUUGAGAAAAGCUUCGGAAGAUUCUCAGCUUGCAGAACAAAUUACUUCAAUAUCAUAUAACAACAAAAGACUUUCUUUCAGAAGACCAUCAAAUAUUAAUUGGCAUGCAGCUGGUCUAGGUCCACGUUUUAGUCCUGAGGGAACACUUUUAAAACAUAGUGUUCUGGGUGAUCCUGUUAUAUUUUAUCAAAUUGCUUUAACCCGUGGAGAUAUCAGUUGGAAUAUGGUCCCAAGAGAAAUUCAAUUACAGCUUCAAACUACCAUGGCGGAAAUGCGAAAUCUCAACUUACCUGUUGCUUUAUCAUGUAUUCCGGAGCAAACAAGUCCUGGAUCACAUCCCUCCAACGAUUCACAUUUAACAGUUAACCAUAGUACAAUAUCAAAUUAUCCAUCAAAUGAGCAAAGUAGCAAGAAAUUAUUUAACUCAGAGACAAACAAUUUACAUUUAAAUGGUGAUACUGCAUCGUUGGAGAAUUGGAAAUUAAAAAUUGUACAACAGAAAUUAAUGCAACAAAAACUAUCUAAUUUAAUGAAAAGAAAACCCAAUGAUUUAAUAAUGAACUCUGGAGAAAAUUUUUAUGAAAUACAACUAACUAGAGAGAAAAUAGAUCGUCUAAUUCCACUGGUCAAUGAUGGAAAAGGAAGAAGAUAUAUGAGCGAAUUUUGGAAUCAACCGGAAUAUAUUAGAAAUGCUGAAUCUAGCGAUUUGUGUACAACGAUGACAAUGAAAGAAAAAGGUAUAUAUAAACCACUUGAAUUUAUCAAAUGUCCUAAAAUAAUUGAAAUAGAAAAAGGCAUUAUCUCACCGGAAUGCAAUAACAAUGAUGCUUCAAAAGAAUGUAUAACUGGAAUCAAAUACCAAAACACAUAUUUGAUGGAUAGAACUCAAGAAUUAUCUGACUUAUUAAAUCAAAUGGUGCCACAUGAACCAAUAAUGGAUGAGUUAGCAAUAACUGGUCGAAAAGUUUUAAAAAAUCAAGUAGAUGAGUCUCCUGAUGUUCAAAACUUCAGUAAAAAACCAAAUGAAAAUAUUAUACCAGAAGUUUCACAGAUAUUAGAAUCUGGAAAGUCUAUAAAUCCACAAUUGAAUUCGAAAAUUAAUGAAUCCUAUGUCAAUGAACCAUCUUUAUAUUUGAAUGGUUAUCAUUUAAAUUGGCAAUCGAUUUCUUCAAGUCAAUCACCACGAUCGGGUAUAGAUAUUCAUUUAAAUUUUGAAAAUGAAUCUCCGAUACUGCAAACAGAUUACAUUGAAUUGUUUAAUAAUGGAAACGUUCUUAUAUCAUACGAAUGGACUCGUAUUCCUCGUAAAAAUCAUUUUGAAUUGGAUGCCAAAGAUAAUAAUGUGUUUUAUUUUGACUCUAAACCAGGAAUAAUACACCCAGGUGACAUUGUUCACUUGCCAAUCACUCUAAAAGCUCAUCAUGAAGGAAUUUAUAAAGAGGUUUGGCGUUUUGAUACAACUCCAGUCUUUCAAGGAAUGUUGCCAAUCCGCGUACACUUCCAUGCUAUUUCUGUAUGGCCAGAAUAUCAUCAAUUUUGUUCUUUUCUGGCAAAAGAUAUAUUUAUCCAAUUAGAGCAGGAAGCUAACUAUCGAAUGGUAUAUCGAAUGCUACAAAAUUUGAUAAUGAAUAUUCAACCUGAAGAACGUCCACCAAGUCCUAUCCCUGAACCGAAUACUGAAGAGGCAAUAUUUACGUUAACUAAUCCAACUUUUCACUAUAAAUACCAUGUGAUUCAAAAACUGAAACAGCUUUAUAAAGAGAUGAAAGAAAGAGAAGUUAAAUUUCUUGGAAAUGAUAAUGAAACAAUUCUAUCCAACACUGAUAAUUGGAAAUAUUCUAUAACUGAACUAAGAAAAAUGAUUUAUAAAUACUCACCUGAUAUGACCAAGGCAAAUGCUGCAGCUAAAAGGGAAGAAGAAUUUAACAAAUUUUUUCAAUCUGUUGACCAGCUAGUAUUUCCUUCAAAAAUAAGUUUUACAAAUACAUCUGUAGAACGUUAUAGAAUCGGCUACAUACUUUUGUCGCAAACUUUUGAAAAUCUCUUUGAUUUGUGUUCAAAUCUCCGGUGGCUCCAUGGACUUCCAGAGCUUACUAGUUGUCCAAUAAAGUCACAGAGAGGUGGUAAAAUUGUAAAUCAAACAAAUGAUAGAACACCUGCAUCUGCAGUAACAAGAAAUCUUACACAAACCAAACCAUUGGAUGAAGUUCUAAUAGAAAGUGAUGAUAAAUUCCCACUAACUGAUCAACAAAUCUUACCAGACGAUAUUCAAGAAUCAAAUGAAUUAACUGAAUUCAUCAAAACUAUUUCACCGAAUUCAAGAUUAUGGAAGAAUAAAGCUUGUUCAAUUGUACAUGCGACACUGUCUCAACUUUUAGAUGAUUUAUUUAUUUGUUGGGAUGAGAUUUAAUUAGACAAUUAAGUGAUAUCUACUUAAUUCCUUUGUGAAUUUUAGUUUUCAAUCCCUCUUACUUAUAUUUAAAAAAUUUUGUUCUGAUCUACUGUUUGUAAAAUUAUUAAAGUACAAUUUGUAUUCUUAAAUAA